Molecule: messenger RNA, 658 nt
Organism: Sturnus vulgaris (Common starling)
Lineage: Eukaryota; Metazoa; Chordata; Aves; Passeriformes; Sturnidae
Gene: TEX55
Product: testis expressed 55
Source: RefSeq, a predicted model, not a curated record
GAUCAUUCAGAAUCUGAAGUGGAGGAAGCUGCAUACCACCAGCUGCUGAACCACCUGAGGACCACACAACUAUAGUUGAAUCCCCACCAUCACUGGAUGACUUACCUGGCGUGGAAGCACCAGUAUCUGCAGCCCAGCCAUCUGUAGUAGAAUUCCCAGUGUCUGCAGACCAGCUGGCUGUCAAGAAACCACCACGUUCUGAGCACCACUUCCUGCUCAUUGCAUAGUCUGCAUCCAGGGAAAGCUCACCUGAGAUCAAAUUACCUUUAUGUGAACUUCCAGGUUUCAAAGUUAAGAUGUACACCUCUGAAUCUACACAGGAUGGCAGUAACACUAUUGAGACUGUCUUGUCAGCAGCAGAGAUUACAUUUGAAUCAUUGGAGAAUCCAGAAGCUUUUGGAGACCCCUAUCAAGUUGCAAUGAAUUAUGUGGAGGAACAUAAAAUUCUACAGAUAUUUCAGGAUAUCACAGAAAAACUGCUGGUCCAAAAGCCUGAUGACCCCUUGCAGUUCAUAUUGCAGGAGGUGCAAUCUAUGAUAAAUGCCAGGCAAGCAGAACCAGAGAGACUAUCGGAAUAGAACAAAGAUGUGUAGGUGCUUCUAGAAGAGUGCCUGCACACUCCUUUUGGCCUCCAUUGACCUUGCUGUUGUGGUAUUGC